Messenger RNA from Dunckerocampus dactyliophorus (ringed pipefish), 9059 nucleotides. It is a transcript of the gene tmem234, whose product is annotated as transmembrane protein 234. Bases 113 to 529 code for a protein of 138 amino acids. The record is from RefSeq and is a predicted model, not a curated record. The transcript is spliced from 5 exons. Lineage: Eukaryota; Metazoa; Chordata; Actinopteri; Syngnathiformes; Syngnathidae.
CUCGAUAAAGUUAGAUAACUUUUUAAAGUAACAUUUAUUUGUUGCAAAUACGUUUCGCGAACAAUGAGCAGCAAAGGCAGUAGUGAAUGCAGCUUGUUUCCGAGUUGUUAGGAUGGUGACGCUGGUGGAGGUGUUGAGUCUCCUGCUGGUGUCCGUGUUGUGGGGCUGUACAAACCCUUUCCUGAAGAGAGGCACAGAGGGUAUCGAGCAGGUGUCCAAGUCCAAUAAAAUCGAUCAGUUCCUGGCUGAAGUGAAGUUUCUCUUCCUCAAUGUCAAGUACUUAAUCCCCUUUCUACUGAACCAGAGUGGCUCAUUGGUGUACUAUUACACACUGUCCACUACAGAUUUGUCAUUUGCUGUUCCUGUGGCAAACUCUCUAACUUUCCUGUGGACUCUGCUGACUGGCAAGUUGCUGGGUGAAGAUUUUGGAGGAAAACAGGCUGUUGCUGGACUGUUCCUCACCAUGGUUGGCAUCACUUUGUGUGUCAUAAGCUCCAUGGAGGACACUGGUUCUCACGCUCAGCCCUGAUGUUUACUUUCAAAUUUAGCCUCACCCUUUGCGCUGAUAAUGCCACUUAAAAUGUAAAAAUGUAAAUAUCAAUUUCUGGCCCACGCUGAAAUGUGUUUUUAUGAUUUACUGAUUCAAACAGUUUAAACAGGCGCAAAUGCACUAAGAAAAAAAAAUCAAAUGCCAAACUCGGUGUCGGGGGCUAAAAUGAGUCAAUUUUUUUAAUUCAGCAAGGGUAUGAUUAAUAUCAAUGCAAAAUAAAGAACACAAGAGACACAAACAUGCCUCUUUAAACGGGAAAAAAAACAAAAAUGUGUCUUAUUUACAUUUUACAAUGUUUUUUUUGUCAUUUUACAAUUUAAUAAAAACUGACCUUAGGUCUGGGAAAAGAUACGUUAGACCAGGGUUUCCCAAACUUUUGUUAGCUUUUUUUUUUUUUUUUGCCAAAAUGAAAUAACCAUAAUGCCAAUUUAAGUAAUAAUCAAAAUGUGAAUGAAUCAAAUUGUCCAUUCAUUAAUUAAAUUGUGCAAUAUAAUCUAAAAUAUUAAAUAGUAUUGCAUUUAUUUGUUAUUUCAGGACCAAUUAAUUUAUUUCCUGAUGAAUUAAAUUUUUUAUUUUAAUGUAAGAAUUGUAUCUUCUUUCAUUUUUUGAUGAUAAAUGUAUUUAUUUUUGACCACUUAGGUUGUAUUUUAUAUGUUCUAUUUCAUGAUGCUGCACAGCACUGAAAUGCACUAUUAAAAUCCUGCCUUUAAAAAAAACAACAUUUUUAACCCGAUAAAAUAGCAUUAAAAAUAACAAUACAACAACAAUAAGGAAUGAAGGAAUCAACUGUUAUCCUAAAAUAAAAAAGUUUGCUUUUUUUAAACCAAACUUUCCUGGUCAUACGGUCCAUAGAGGUCAUUAACAUUCAAGGAGUGACUCCCAAAGUGGAACAAUAUUUCUGCGACUAAACAAACUGGGCAAGACAUGCCCAGGGAGGCGAGUUCACACAGGGUUCACUCCCACAACUUGACUAAAUUUAUGGAGCUCCUAUAGAAACGUCCUUGGCUGUUAACUUUGCACUUGUACGCACUCUUGAGACUCUGAAACCGUGUGACUGGCAUCCGCUUAUACUGUAGGCCUUCAGGGAUACAUACUGAUGAGGGUGCCACCUUCUGGGUGGUUUUACCUGCAGGUGUGGCUGGGAGGAACAACACACUGUUUAAAUAUUUUGGACUUCUCAUGCACCUUUUUUUCUCUUACUGAUGCUUGGAAAUGGUUUUAAAAAUGGCCAUAGAAAUAAAAUUAGACAAAAAAUACAGCAAAAUUAAAGACAAGAAGCUGAAAUGUUGAUACUAAUUAAUGUUAAUAACAUAAAGUUUGUGCUUUGUCUUAAAAAAAAAUAUAUAUAUAUAUAUAAUUUUUGCAGAAUAAAUAUAAAACCAAAAAUAAAUUAAAUAAGAUAUACAACUUUAUGAAAAUGUCCCCUGCACUCUUGCAGCCUUGAUGUAAGACAAUCGAAGUGUGCCACUUAUGUUUUGAGGUGAGGGCAAACGUUUCCAUCUUGACUGCGGCAAAAAGAGAAAAUCAAGUCUUUGCACAAAAGUGAACAUUUUGGAGCGAUGCAUGUUUGUUUGUCCGUACGAGGACUCCUGGCUGAUAGAGAACGGCGUACAGCAAGACGUUAGGAGGAGAAGGUUCAGACUUGGGUAGUGACGGGGGGGAAAAAGGCACAAAAAGCGGUGACGUUGUAGAUCAUGAGAAAAUGAUGAUGUCGUUCAUAAAUAGAUGGGACGCUAUCGUUUGCAUGCUUCCAUUCUGACUCAAAAUGCCAAAAGAAAAUUGAGGUGCCAUGUUUGUCCCCCCCCCCAUUUUUUUUUUCUAGUUAGCAGCAACUUUCUAAAUGAUAAAAUAUUAAAUAAAAUGAAUAAAAAGACAGAAUUUGACCAACAUUUCGGUUAACCAAAGUAAAACAAUUGUGGAUUGCCAUGUUUGUGUUUUUUUAAGCUAGCAAAUGACUUCCUGGUUCAUGAAGAAUGAUGUACAGUGUUACACAUAGAUGGAGGGGACUCUAACGCAUGUAUUUUGUUCCAUCAAAAUGCAAAAAAAAAUAAAAAAGAAUUUCUCAGACAAAUCGAAUAUUUGUUAGCAUUUGUCUGUUUUAGCUUGCAGGCCACUUCCUGCUUCACGGACUCCACCGUUUCGUCACUGAUAAUAUCUGCGUGCAAAUGAUUGUGGCAAAACCGAUUGAAUGCAAUACUUUUAAUUUCUUGGUCAUUCAUACUGUCAGGAGAUUUAAAUUCUAAGACAGGAAUGCACUCCCUGUAGCAUUUGUUCUACUUUUUGUAGAGAUUUUAAUUACAAAAAAGGAACGAAAACAAUAGACAAUACUUGUCUCAUUAGCGCAGAAAGAGUAGUUACUAUGGUGAUGUUGCGUCUUCAGUUAAUCCUUCUCCCUGGUGGUGGUUCUGUGCUAGUGCAUCUAAUAGCGCGGCGUCUUUUCGAUCCUCCUGCAGGAUAGACAUGAAAUAUAUACAGUAGAUUUUUAAAAACCCUCAUUUUGCAGAGACGACAUUAAUACCUUUUCAUCCCGAUGACCCGAGUUGUUUUCCUGGAUCUCUCUGUGAGAAUCGGGCAAGGACAACGUCAUCUUGUUGAACUCCUAGAGUGAAGACGUUAAUAUUAGAAGCUUUCGUUGUGAAGGACAGUGUGAUAUUUGUGAAUGUGUACCAAAUUUUCAGCGUUAAACUCCUCUUCUUUGUUUCGUGUUGUCGUCUUUUCCGCUUCGCCAGGGUCAGAUGGCAGCAAAACCUGUAAAAGGACAAAACAUACAUGGGAGGAGCCUAUUCAUUGCAGAACUUCUUGAACACUACACGUGCUGGUGUCUCACCUACUUUUAGUGUGUCGUGCAGAGCAUCAUUUGCGUUGUUCAGCUCCUCAUCCUCCACUGUUUCUGCAAUUCUCUUGAGAAUAAACAACAUAUAUACUUAUUUUACCAUUGACAGAUGGACAGGUCACUGGACAAGUCGUUAGGCACACCCUCAGGAUCUAUUUGCAUCCGACACAUUAGAUAAAAUAACAUUUUACAAAACAAAUAAUCCGUACUCAAGUGUGGCUCACUCAUCUGCGUCCGACAGUCUUGGAAGAGGUGUGCCUGCACAAGCCCAUACAUGCAUGUGGCGCACUAUUAAUACAAUGAAUCCUCCUGCUAGUUAUGAAUGAUAAACUCAAAAGCCUUGCUCUCUCACACACACAGACACGUACUGUGAGUACUGCAUAUGUCAUGUGCAGUAAUUAAUGUGAUUGCUUCUUUUACCAGUUGUUAAUGAUUACCUCCACCUUGCACCCAUGAAAUACACAGACUUGAAUAAUCCACAAAGUCAAAAGCCACCAGACGCUUGCUCAAGCCUGAGCAUGCGCACUCGUGCAACUGGAUGCGGCACAUCACUAAUUAAGUCACUCCUACCACCAGUUGUUAAUGAUAACCUCCACCUUGCAUUCUAGAAAUAAACAAAAAGGCUCAAAAUAAUCUACCAAAUCACACGCCACCGUAAACUUGCUCAAGCACGAGCAUGGGCACACGUGCAACGGACAUGGCAUGCCACUGAUUAAGUCACUCCUCCCACCAGUUGUUAUUAAUGAUGACCUCAACAAGAUUUGAAAUAAUCCAAAGAGUCAAAAUCCACCGUACACUUGCUUAAGCACAAGCAUGUGCACACACGCAACGGACGCGGCAUAUCAGUAAUCACUCCACCCACCAGUUACUCAUGAUAACCACCAACUUUAAUCAGAGAAAUAAACAAGACUCAAAAUAAUCCACCAAGUCAAAAGUCACUGCACAGUUGCUCAAGCACGAGCGUGCCCACCAGUUAUUAAUAACCACCACCUUGCCAACUUCAAAUGCUGUACAACACUGUGGGAAAAUAUGACGAUAUAAAUAUGUUGCAAAGUUCCUACGAGAAUACGCAGGUAUACUUAAUGCUGUGGCUGAAACAGUCAAGAGUUAGCAGUAAACCUGGUCAACAGGAAGUUCCGUGGCUGUAUUCUCAUCCUCCUGCACCUCCUCGGCUCCCCUGACCUCCUCCCUCCUCCUCCGUGCUCCUGGUUUAAAAACGCUGCGAUGGACUUUAAUGUGAAACACAAAGACACAUUUUAUGAUCUGGAAGCUGAGAUGCAAAGCUGAUGAGCGGACAUCCUAACUGGUUCCAUUGCCAAGGGGCGGUCUCGGGGUUCCUCUAGUUUUACGGAUCCUGACGGGCUUGGCAAAGGACAGGGAGCCGUCCUCUGCUCCGUCGCUUGUGUGUUGCUGUUGUUGCUGCGGAGCCGGCGGAGGAGCCGCUUCAUCACCCGUCGACUUCACCCUCCGACCGUCUGACUGAGAGGAAACGUUUUGUCGUCCUGUGCUGGACUUCGAGGCGACAUAAUGACAUGACUGUUCUUACCUCUGGAGAGUUGAGAAGAGCGGAGUCACUACACUGGUCUUCUGGACCACUUCCUGGCUUCUUGUGCUACAACAUUGCACACAGUUACUGAAGAAACCAGAUGACCCCAAACAAAACAGCAUAUUUUUCUGCAUGAAUAUCAGAAAAUGGUGUCAGCAGUGAAAGAUCGUAGCACUUAUUAGACAUUGAAUCGCACCCAAUCAGAUGUGAAUGUCUGACUUUUCACUAACUGCUUCAGGAGCUGCAUCACAAACAAACGCUGCCAUUUUUCACUCAGCCAACACUUCCUCCUCACUCUCCCUGUCCCUGGUGGGCUUCGCUAGCCAGGACAAGUUGGCUCUGCUGCCCUGGCAGCAGCGUUUGCAGAUCGCUUGAUAAAUUGACUGAUUGUGCAUCAUAUGCUGCAGUGUCUCCAAAAACAAAAAAAAAAGACUUUUUCUCAAAAAAUUAAGAGGAAGUUAGUUAAUUUCGGACCACAAAAUGAAAUACAGGUAGGGAUUGCAGCUUCUAAUUUGUGUGUAAUGGAAAUUACUUACCACAUUUCUCCUCAGUGUUCGUCUCUUUCCAGGGUAAUACCUACGGGCACAAAAACAAUGGUGUGUAACAAGAAUUGCCAGUGUUGUGUUUCAGUGCAUCUUUGUCAUUGCCGUGCAAGGAAACUCCCCCCUUGUCGGAGAAACAUAUCAUUUGAGGAAGCAGCGCACUGGAUGAACGUUUACGAAACAAUACCUCUCCGCCGCUUUUGAGACCAGCAGCUCCACAUACGGAAGCUUCUUGAACCUCUCGGUUCCCACGGCAACGUAGCAGCGGCCGGUCUCGAGCUCUCCCGCUGAAGUCACUGUCACCCCCUCCACGGAACACAACCUCAAGUAGCGAACAGCGGUUGGCUGAUCAGAUUUCUCCUGACACCUCUCCUCCCCCCCACCGUAAUUUGUUGGUUACUGACCUACGCACAGCGCCGGUCCGUAAGCUGACCUUCUCAGUGACCAUACUCAGGAUCUGCUCCAGGUCCCUCUGCAUGCUCCGAGGAAUGAUGAAUCGGAAUGGUGGACACAGGAGGUCUCCGUUGCGGAAAACGCUGAGACAUUACGUUUUUUUUACAAAUACUUUCAGUGAAUGUAUGUGAUUGGACGGCUGCGGUGUUACUCACUGUAUUAUACACGGCACUGGUACAAACUUCCUCCAUUUGGCUGACACAUUGGGCCUCUGGAUUAGCUUUGCCUGCAGGGGACAUUCCACAAAUAUGUUUCCACCAAGUAGUACACUUUUUUUUAUACGCUCUUUUCAUUGGACAGCAACAAUAUACAGUCGAUGUCCUUCGGAGUGACUGACUCACGUCGACAUGAGUGGUUAACGACAUUACCGAAAUCGAAAAUAGACACAGAUUGCACGUUUACUUGUCACGUGUACCAGGGACUGAGCGAUAAUGAAGGCAGUUUGUUGAUGUUGUUGUCCUUCAGUUGUGGAUAUUUUAGUUUUAAUGUGAUAUUUUAUACUCCUAAUAGCUGCUUCCGUAAUUUCAUCGACUACAAUGACUGAAGCAUUCAUACAUGCGCAAAUCUUUCUACUGGUGGCUAACUAUCUAAAAAAAAAAAAAAAAAAAAAAAUAGUAGCAGUAGGAAUCAAUCUUUCCAAUAGAAAGUAGUGGAAAUUUUAUGUAGUGUGUAAGUCUAAAAAUAUGUUAAUGGUUUAAUUUAUUUGAACAUGCAUACAAGUUCCAGUGGAAUACAUCACAUAGUACAAUUCACAGUUCUACAUGUCCAAAAGGAGUAGGAAGAAGCAAAGCUUAUUUAAUCCUACCCCCCAACUGUUUUACCUCAAUUGCAAUACAUUUGUUCACUUCCUGUAUUCCAAAUGCACUCUCUUCUACUGUAGUUGAAAACAUCAAAAAUUAACGAGAUAAUGUAAUAAUGUGAUAAAUAGAACAAUUGUCAAGUUUCAAAUUUAGUCAGAUUUCCUGUCACCGUAACGACUUGAUUUGACAGUCCUAAUAAAUAAUAUCAAAUAGACAUAACAAAUAGUCAUGAACUCAUGAAAGGAAAUGAAAUAGAACAGAACCGAUAACGGGUGAGUACUGGCGAUGUACUCACAAAAGAAUAAAGAGUAAGAAGUGACAAGAAGGAAGAGUUAGUGAGUGUAGUCGUGGAAAUUGUGGAUGUUGUUUUGUUGUAAUCCGCCUCCCACACUCAUAGAUUUAUUGCUUGACGAUGAUGCAUAGGUUCUCAAUUGGGUUGAGGUCAGGGGGGAAAAAAGGGGACCAAACCAAGGUUGCACGGCCCUCAUCAGUAAACAGGAUUGUUUGAAAAUGAAUCUUCAUGCAUUUGAUGGCCCACUGCAACCGUUUCUGCUUGUGAGUAUUGGUUAGGGGUGGCCAAAUAGUAGGUUUAUGCGUAACUGCAAGUCUCUAAUUGGGUUCACCUGGCAAACUAAUGAUGACAGUUGUCCGAGAUUGAUAUCAGGAAUUCAAAGAGCAUCGAGACACAACGCCUUUCAAGAAUUUAAUUGAAAAACAAAAAAUGUAAUGUUUAUGAUACUAAAAUCUUAUUUACAUAAUAAUUUGGAACACAGUGUAUUAUUCUGACAUAUUAACACGUAUCCAUUAAAAAAAACAAAUACAUUGGAACAACUGUCUUCUUUUUUCUUCUUUGAAAUGAAGUCUAUAUUGUUUCCAAAUGCUGUAUCUCGUUGGGACCAAAAGAUGGCAGCGUUGAUGCAGAUGGCAGUGUUGACGCGUUGUGGCGACCUUUUUAAUUUGUGACAAUCUUUUCCUUCCACUAAACUUGCUUCAAGUCGGUCUUAACUUUGAUGACGAGUGACAACAACAUGGGUCGCUUGUUUUGUUUUGAUGCACUUCUUGUAUUGAUUGGAUCUUGAUUUCUGUUGCGUCUGUGGUGACACUGAAUCAGGGGCAGUGCCCCACCACAUUGUGCAUUUUAGCAUCAUUAAUCUCUUCCAGAAGGUCCAACUCUAACCGAAACGUACUCGAACCAAAUAACCAAAAUUCCCAUAAGAAAUCAUGUAAAUUGUUUAGUUAAUCUGGUUCCUGUUUCCAUAUAUUAGCAAGCUGCUAUCAGGGAUGUUUUACAGUUACACUCACACAGUGUAUUCAUAACUUGACCAUGUACAGGCAUACAUAUUCUAUAACAUGUUGUUUAUUUUGCUUUAUUUUAAUUUCUUGAGUGCCCGUUCCAUCCAGUUUAAGGGGCGUGUCCUAUUGUCACUGUCCACUGAAAAGCAUGUAUCUCCACAUUUUUUUCUGCUUUUUUCCUGAAACACGAAAAAAGAAUGUUUUUACUGCAUUUAAAAAUGUGGAGCUACAUGCCGAUUGACUGGAGUCCUCAAAUCUGCCUAGCAACAAGUGGUCACGCAAAAAAACAAAAAUGAUGGCAAUUUUGUUUAUCCAAUUGUUUAAAAAAAAGGAGAAAAUAAAAAUAAACUAAAUACACAAAAAUACAGUGUAAAUACAAUCACAUUUAUUCAGCAAUUUAAAAAAUUGAAUGGGGUCCAAUUGACCCCAAAGGCUCCAUGUGACAUUUACAGUGUCUCUGACGGAAACAAAGAGGUGUGCGGAGUUAAAUAUGGCUGUGUCGGCCAGCCCAUACACGCCUUGAUGAACUGUGAAGGAAGCUUAACUCCUCGCAUGCAGCCACGCUCGCUGCAAUGCUCCACAGCAACCACAACACCGGCAUGCGCGCACACUGGAAUCAAAAGUACACGCCGAAUGCACAUCGGCGCAUGACGGGGGGCGCACGUCCAAGCCACACACAAUUACUGUCUGCUCUCUAAAUGUUGGCCCAAGAAGAAGAGCUGUUGGCUUCAAAACAAUGAGAUACCUCAGCAGAUGCUCUGAAUACAAAGUGAGCACUUGUGAGCGUGAGUGCAUGCAUGUGCAUUGCUGCUGCUGUGACAGCUAUUCAGUGUCAUUGAGUCAGGAGUCUUCAUUGUUGGAUUUCGCCAAAAAACGACUUAACCACGGGCCAUUACACUUUGGUGCCGAGCCAGGUAAAGAUGCACAUCUACACAUCUACACAGCUACAUAUAUAUAUAUUAGGAAGGUGUAGUAUUUGCUACUGUUACUAGUCAAAGUGUGAAUAUGAAGGUGUAUUGCAGCCACACUGAAAAUAACAAAA